UUUCUCACUUAAAUAUUUAUUGGAAAUAUAUGGGAGACCACAAGCCAGAUUCAUGCAUUAUUAAAAUAAUAAAUAGGCAUAGAAUAAAAAUUUGUAUGGCAAGUAGAAAGAAAUAGCAGUGCGCAAAUAUUAAUUUCCCCAUUUUAACUGUUCAUUGUGUAUUUUCUAUUCAAUAUUAGUCUGUUAUUAUCCAGAUCGUUGUUGAAAAUGUCUCUCGACUGCUAAGUCACGUGGUGCUUGUUGCUUUUCUCAGCGCUGGGCCAGAUAAACCACUCACAGUCGUUUGUGAUUACUGGUUAAGGCAUAUCUUAAAUAUAAUUUUAUACAAAUUACUGGGAUAUACUUCCAUUUAGAUCUUACAUUCUGAUACUUUAAAAGUAACAUAUUAAAAAGAUUACAAUUUGUAAUAUACAAAUAACUGCAGCAAGACAAAAAACGUCUUGAGAUUUGAAUGCAGUUCUAUGGAGUAUCCGGUAAUGUGGGCCACCAAGCGCCCCCUAGAGGAGGACCAGAUCUGCUGCAGUAACUUUAUGAGUCCAUAGCAACUGAUGGCGGAGAAGCGUCGCGCCGGUUCCGUGAUGUCCGAUUCAAAAUCCGCGAAAUGUGAUUCGGAUAAUGAGUUUCUGUCGCAGGCUGGAGUGAGCGCGCUGCUCAGAGGAGCUCUGCUGAAACUAGUCGAGUCCAGGACGGAGGAUCCCAUCGGAUUUCUAGCCGAACAUUUCGGUAAUCUGUCGUCGGAGGCGGAUGAUGGAGGAUCGGAGCAUCAGAUCGUGAGCAGAGCUCUGUGGCACCUCAGUCUGGCGCAUCACUCACAGAGAUCUGCAUUCAACAACAACAUCGAUGUGGCGUACGAGCUGUUGAUGCAGGGUGGGCCACAUCGCCCCAAUUCUGGAGGGGUCCGCGGGCAACGGUACACAGAGAUGCUCAAGUGCCUGUGCAGUGAGGGGGGGCUCUCGGGCACCACCGCCGCCCCCCUGCUGCGCCGCAUCCAGUGCCACGAUUACGAGGCCGUGCCCUUUGAACUCUUCCGCCAGGGCGUGCUGACCUGCUCUGUGUUCGCCGACUACAUCCGCAAGUCCCAGUGCUUGUACGCGGCGGUGGCGAGCGCACCAGACAGACCGGCAGAGAGAGCGCUGUGCCAGGCUGUGCUUGCCACCCUCCAGGAGGCACUAGAAACGGCGGACGGAGCCGAUGUGGCGCGUUACCUGGAGGCUAGUGCCAAGAUCUCACCUGCUAAGCUGGCACAGGCCAUGGCGGAAGUUCAUCCACGCCAACAGGAAGGUCCCACGAUGGACGCGCAGGAGUUUGAAGAUGCGGCGGCGGCACUCUUCAUCGCGCGGGUGCGAAUUGUGACCUGAGAGGGCUGUGUCGGGCUGUUACCUGAGUGCAACUUUUUAUUUUAUUUUAAAAACAUCUUAUAUAAGAAAUCGUCGCAAUUAUAGAAAAGAUACAAAGAACAAGAGUCAAAGAGUAUCAAAGUUGUGUACUGAUAAUAAUUGUUGACAUUUCAGGAUUAUUAUUUUUGUGCCCAAUAUAGAUGUAACACAUGGAUCAAAAUACGCAAAAAAAAAAAAAAAAAUGGUACAAAGAUUUUCGAGAAUAAUACCUGACUACAAAUUUCCAAAAUGCAUGAGUGCAUGGAGUAUUUGUGAAAAAUUCCCUAAAAAAUACCUUUUAGUUCUAUUAUGUAUUUAAUUGUAUUAUGUACUUAUUUUAUUGACAUUAAACUCAACAUGAAAUCAAAA
Molecule: messenger RNA, 1745 nt
Organism: Myxocyprinus asiaticus (Chinese sucker)
Lineage: Eukaryota; Metazoa; Chordata; Actinopteri; Cypriniformes; Catostomidae
Gene: tpgs1
Product: tubulin polyglutamylase complex subunit 1
Exons: 2
Coding region: 549-1358 (269 amino acids)
Biological process (GO): protein polyglutamylation
Molecular function (GO): microtubule binding
Source: RefSeq, a predicted model, not a curated record